UCAAUAUAUUAAAGAACAAAAAAAAUCCAAAAGGACCCCGUCUCUACUACAAAAGUUCAUUUUCUACACAAACACUACCUCAAUUUCCAAAUUCCGAUCCUAAAAAUCCAAUCGUUUUAUACCCUUUAUCCCCUAUCACAAAUCUCAAAAAAAAUCAUAUAAUAUUUUUAAUUUCCCAAAAAAUCAUUCUAAAAGGGUAAUAAAAUAUAAUACUUUUUUUGGAAAGAAUUUUAAUAUUCUUUUUUUAAGAAAUAAGACUAAAAAAGUGGAUUAAUAUUCACCAAUGGAGUAUAUAAAGGCAACUAUCCCAAACCAUUUGGAUGAAGAAGAAGAAGAAACAACAUCUUUCUUAUUCUCCUCAUCACAUAUUCCUAAUAAUACUCAAUCUAAAUCUUCAUCUUUUUCUUCAUCAUCAAUAUCAAUGUCUUCUUAUGACCCAGAUCAUAAUUCUUCUCUUCCCACUGUUAAUGGUGAUUCCAAAUCUAAUCAACCAAUUGUUAUUCCAGAAACUGCCCAUCAAAUUAGUACUGAUUCAUGGCUGCAAGCUGGGUUUGUUUUAACGACUGGGAUAAACAGUGCAUAUGUACUGGGAUAUUCAGGGGCAAUCAUGCUUCCACUUGGAUGGAUACCUGGUGUUCUUGGUUUACUUGCAGCUACUGGAAUUUCUCUCUAUGCUAAUUCUCUUGUUGCCAAUCUUCAUGAACAUGGAGGAAGAAGACAUAUCAGAUACAGAGAUCUUGCAGGAUAUAUUUAUGGGCAUAGUGCAUAUUCACUUACAUGGGCUUUACAGUAUAUCAAUCUUUUUAUGAUCAAUACUGGAUUUAUUAUCUUGGCUGGUUCUUCUAUUAAGGCUGCUUAUACUCUGUUCUCGGAUGCUGGCACAUUGAAGCUUCCAUAUUGCAUAAUUAUAUCUGGGUUUGUAUGUGGAUUGUUUGCCAUAGGAAUCCCUCAUUUGUCUGCUUUGAGAAUUUGGCUUGGAGUUUCAACGUCCUUCGGUCUUAUUUAUAUUCUUAUAGCUAUUGCUCUUUCACUUAAAGAUGGAAUUAAUUCCCCUCCAAGAGAUUACAGCACGCCAGACGAAAGAGGCAAAGUAUUCACAACCGUAGGAGCCGCGGCUAAUCUAGUUUUUGCAUUUAACACAGGAAUGCUUCCUGAGAUUCAGGCAACAGUCAGAAAACCAGUAGUCGAAAACAUGAUGAAGGCCCUGUAUUUUCAGUUCACAGUCGGAGUUGUACCAAUGUAUUCUAUUGUUUUCAUCGGUUAUUGGGCGUAUGGGAACAAAACAGACCCGUAUUUGCUGAACAACGUUCAUGGCCCUGUCUGGUUGAAGGCCUUGGCUAAUAUCUGCGCGUUCCUCCAAACAGUCAUUGCAUUACAUAUUUUCGCAAGUCCAAUGUACGAGUACUUAGACACAAGGUUCGGGAUUACAGGAAGUGCAUUAAACCCGAAAAACUUGGGAUUUCGAGUGGUAAUAAGGGGAGGUUACCUAGCAAUAAACACAUUUGUGUCAGCAGUUCUACCGUUCCUAGGAGAUUUCAUGAGCCUAACCGGAGCGAUCAGUACAUUUCCGCUCACCUUCAUACUAGCGAAUCACAUGUAUUACAGGGCGAGAAAGAACAAGCUAAGCAUCUCGAUGAAAAUAUGGCUAUGGAUUAAUAUCAUUUUCUUUUCUUGUAUGGCUUUAGCUGCCUUUUUUGCUGCUUUGAGACUAAUUGCUGUUGAUUCGAAACAUUACCAUCUCUUUGCUGAUUUAUGAGGACCCAAAUUUGGAAAUUCACUACACAAUAAUAUUAUGUCACUAAUUUAGAGUCA
This is a messenger RNA of Amaranthus tricolor (Joseph's coat), 1812 nucleotides long. RefSeq names its product proline transporter 3-like. NCBI's taxonomy places the organism in Eukaryota, Viridiplantae, Streptophyta, Magnoliopsida, Caryophyllales, Amaranthaceae. The coding region runs from base 284 to 1756 and encodes 490 amino acids. The record is from RefSeq and is a predicted model, not a curated record. The transcript is spliced from 7 exons. Gene Ontology annotation, cellular component: plasma membrane.